Molecule: messenger RNA, 823 nt
Organism: Nomia melanderi (Alkali bee)
Lineage: Eukaryota; Metazoa; Arthropoda; Insecta; Hymenoptera; Halictidae
Source: RefSeq, a predicted model, not a curated record
UUGUAAAUUUUCAAGCUUAUUAUACAAAUCAAACAGAGAAACUUUGCGAUGGUUUUGUUGUUCCAACACAAAAUGUUGCUACUAUGGAUCGUAGUGCUACUGUUACAGAAGGUGUUUGUAGAACUCGAAACGCUUUAUUAAAUGGUGAUACAUUAAAUUAUGACUGGGAUAGUGGAUAUACGUGUCAUCAACUUGGUUCUGGAUCUAUUUUAGUACAGCUUGGACAACCAUAUAUUAUAGAUUCUAUGAGGUUAUUAUUAUGGGACUGUGACAAUCGUUCAUACUCAUAUUACAUAGAGGUAUCUGGUAAUUGUUGGAAUUGGACUCUUGUUGCUGACAGAACUAGAGAAGCUUGUCGUUCUUGGCAAACUAUUCACUUUGAACCACCUCGCCCUGUUGUUUUUAUACGCAUUGUUGGAACACAUAAUACAGCAAAUGAGGUUUUUCACUGUGUCCACUUUGAGUGUCCUGCUCAAACAAAUGAUAAAGAUAUAACUAAAUCUCCAAUUCAUAAAGGAAAACCACCAACACCUAAUAAUUCACCUCCUCCGGAAACAGCUACAGAAGCAGUAAAUAUCGAUCAUGAAGAAACAAAUUCUAGUUAUAAUAAUGCUUGUUCAUAGUUGUCCUUUGUUUGACUAAUUUCUUAAAAAGAAAUGCUACAUAAAAUUCGACCAGUACUAAUUCAACGACACAUUGAGUCUCAACUUUCAUUUUUGAAUACUACAUAUGUUAAUUUCACAUGUUAAACUCUUACAAGUUUGUAUAAUAUUAAAUAAGUUAUUAUUGUAAAAAUAGUUGUAAAAUACAUUUUUUGAUUAAA